Molecule: messenger RNA, 558 nt
Organism: Rhagoletis zephyria (snowberry fruit fly)
Lineage: Eukaryota; Metazoa; Arthropoda; Insecta; Diptera; Tephritidae
Source: RefSeq, a predicted model, not a curated record
AUGCCUUCUUACCACUCCAAAUUGACAUCAGACAAGUCAAUAGGCAAUGUGGCUCUGUUGCCUUUUCGCACAAAGUUCCGCGGGCCAAUUCAAAAUUAUAGCGUAGCGAAUGGCAAUGAAGGCUCGGAAGCUGCUCAGGAUAUCAUCGAUGAAGCACUGUUUUACUUCAAGCCGAAUGUAUUUUUCAAAACCUACGAAAUUCAAUCAAACGCUGACCGCGUUCUCAUAUAUUUGACGUUGUACAUUAUUGAGUGUCUCAAAAGAUUGCAGCGAUUAAACUCUAAGGAAGGUGCCUUCCAAGAGAUGCAUGCACUAGCUAUUUCUCGUUUUGAUAUUCCAGGCGACCCAGGCUUUCCUCUGAAUGCAGUCUACGCAAAGCCAAACAAUGCCGAAGAGCAGGACUUACUCAGGCAGUACUUGCUUCAGAUUCGCCAAGAGUGUGGAAUACGGUUAGUGGAGCGCGUCUUUGAUACGGAAAACCAAAAGCCCUCCAAGUGGUGGCUGUGCUUUGCCAAACGAAAGUUCAUGGACAUCUCACUCUCAGGGGCAGGAAAGUAG